CAUUUUGGCGGGAAUCGAGGUCGGCGGAAGGCAGGCCGGGCUUUCCCGCGCAGUUGGCAGGAUGCGCUCGAUGGCGACGGACGUGAGGACCGCGAGCGCCGUUUUGGCCGAAAAGACGUCAACGCCAGUUAAUCAAGGCAAAGAAGACCGUGAAAAACCUCUCUGCUCCCAAAGCGUUAUGGACCUCAAGCUGCAGGCCAGUGACGACGGCCAGAAUGUCGGCCUGGGGGUACGGGAGGCCUUAGCCUGCGAUAAACUGCGAGGCUGUGCCACGCGAUCAGUGUACCCACCUCGGGGUUCGCCUUGUCACGCACGAACCCUGUCGGAUUCGGAUCUAGCAGUCGCAGACCUCACCCUUAACGACAGCUCCUUCGACGCAAAUAAGUCCAUCCUGCAGCACUCUGGUAUAAAGACGCCACCGCGAAGUCACUCCUACAGGAUCUGGUCUCCCAAGUCGGUGUUGUCACCUCGUCGGGACUCUACAGCGUGCGUAUUCCAGCUUCCGAAGCCCCUUACGGAGGAGCAGACGCGUGCAGGCUACUGCAUCUUGACGUUCGAUGAGCCACUUCUACAUUCUGAUGGCUGUAAAGAGACCGAACACGGAAUAUGCAUGGCAGACUUCGUGGUACACAUAAAAGAUACUCAGGCUAACAGCAUGAAAGAGGCCGGUUCGGUGACACUGAAGACCCUUCCGAAGCAGUUAGGAAUCGGUCAGUCAUCUCUCAAGAAAGGCAAGUUGGGGGUGUUUGCCCUGAAGGACCUUCCACACCCCUGCUUCUUUGGACCCUUCUUUGGCCGGAAUAGACCUACGGUUGAGUGCGACUUGGCUGACAGGUGUUGCGUGAAGGUCCUGGAACAGGCAUACAAAGCCGAUGAUAUUGACACGACCCAAGAGAAAGCCAACUGGAUGACUUUCAUUAAAUUCACCAAUGAAAUGAGAAGCACAAAUCUCACGGCUUUCAUUCACGGAGAAUACAUCUACUACAAGACAACAGCUGCCAUUAAAAAGUUCGAGGAGCUGGUGUUAAACACUACAUGUGAUCAGCACUACUCCUCAUCCAGCAUUCUGCUGAAGACGAUGUUUGAGUAGAUCGACAGCAUAUGAAGAUAAGAAGCCAUUGCAUUAUGGAUUUUCAUGUUUGAGUUACUUUACAAAUUGAUUACAGGACAAAAUGUAUACGGAAGGAUGAGAAUGUUACCAUGUUUCUUUCUCUCAAGUGCUAUUUAUAUGUUUUAUUCUGAAAGGAAUAUAUACUAUUUUCAUUAUACGGAUAAAAGUUAUGAUAAUCAGAUAAAGAAUAUAUAUGUAUUUGUAUUUAUUACUGACAAUAAAGAGGAAAUUUAUU
Messenger RNA from Penaeus monodon (black tiger shrimp), 1346 nucleotides. RefSeq lists its product as uncharacterized. NCBI's taxonomy places the organism in Eukaryota, Metazoa, Arthropoda, Malacostraca, Decapoda, Penaeidae. The record is from RefSeq and is a predicted model, not a curated record. The transcript has 7 exons. The coding region runs from base 62 to 1090 and encodes 342 amino acids.